Messenger RNA from Parathielavia appendiculata, 1242 nucleotides. Its product is annotated as DnaJ-domain-containing protein. The record is from RefSeq and is a predicted model, not a curated record. Lineage: Eukaryota; Fungi; Ascomycota; Sordariomycetes; Sordariales; Chaetomiaceae. Gene Ontology annotation, molecular function: Hsp70 protein binding; ATP binding. The transcript is spliced from 4 exons. Gene Ontology annotation, cellular component: cytosol; nucleus; cytoplasm. Gene Ontology annotation, biological process: response to heat; protein refolding. The coding region runs from base 1 to 1242 and encodes 413 amino acids.
AUGGUCAAGGAGACGAAGCUCUACGACAUUCUGGGCGUAUCGCCGAAUGCGACGGAGCAGGAGCUGAAGAAGGCGUACAAGACAGGCGCCCUCAAGUAUCACCCGGACAAGAAUCGUAACAACCCGAACGCCGAGCAGAAGUUCAAGGAGAUUUCCCACGCCUACGAGAUUCUGUCCGAUUCCCAGAAGCGCCAGAUAUACGACCAGUAUGGCGAGGCCGGUCUAGAGGGUGGUGCUGGUGCCGGCGGCGGCAUGGCAGCCGAGGACCUCUUUGCGCAGUUCUUUGGCGGUGGUGGCCUGGGUGGCGGCCUUGGAGGCAUGUUCAGCGGCAUGAACCACCCGCGUGGGCCUACAAAAGCCAAGACGAUCCAUCACGUCCACCAGGUCUCACUCGAGGAUAUCUACCGCGGCAAGGUCUCGAAGCUGGCCCUUCAACGGUCCAUCAUCUGCCCGAAGUGCGAGGGUCGCGGCGGCAAGGAGGGCGCUGUCCGGAAAUGCACAACCUGCGACGGCCACGGUAUGAAGACGAUGAUGCGCCAGAUGGGUCCUAUGAUCCAGCGCUUCCAGACGGUGUGCCCGGACUGCAAUGGCGAGGGCGAGUUGGUCAAGGAGAAAGAUCGCUGCAAGCAGUGCUUCGGCAAGAAGACGGUUGUCGACCGCAAAGUCCUCCAUGUGCACGUCGAUCGCGGUGUCAAGAGCGGCACCAAGGUUGAGUUCCGCGGUGAGGGUGACCAAGCACCCGGCAUUCUCGCAGGCGACGUUGUUUUCCAGAUUGAGCAAAAGCCGCACCCCCGCUUCACCCGUCGGGACGACGACCUCCUCUACCAUGCCGAAAUCGACCUCGUCACGGCACUGGCCGGCGGUACAAUCUACAUUGAGCACUUGGAUGAUAGGUGGCUGAGCGUCGACAUCCUUCCCGGCGAGGCGAUUGCAUCUGAAACUGUCAAGAUGAUCCGCGGCCAAGGUAUGCCGACAUACCGCCACCACGAUUUCGGUAACAUGUACAUUCAGUUUUCGGUCAAGUUUCCCGAGAAGAACUGGACCCAGGACCCCGCUGCCUUUGAGGUGCUCCGGAAGGUCCUCCCGUCACCUGAGCUUAUCAACAGCCCUCCAGCCGAGGCCAUGACAGAGCCUGCAGACCUCGAGGACGUCGACAAUACUGCAAGGGGCUUCAACGGCGCCAUGGAGGAGGAUGAAGAGCAUGAGCACCACGGCGAACGUGUUCAGUGCGCUUCGCAGUAA